Messenger RNA from Lampris incognitus (smalleye Pacific opah), 3066 nucleotides. RefSeq names its product tripartite motif containing 8a (gene trim8a). Lineage: Eukaryota; Metazoa; Chordata; Actinopteri; Lampriformes; Lampridae. The record is from RefSeq and is a predicted model, not a curated record. The transcript has 7 exons. Bases 339 to 2045 code for a protein of 568 amino acids.
GCGUGCGUGCGGGCGGAGCCAGUCAACUAGUCUGUCGGGGCUCCCCGAGUUGCGGCGGCUCCGGUGCCACACGGUCGUCGCGUUUCACUCCGGAUCCGGCAGGGAACCGGAAAACGGCCCGGGGAGAAAACCCGGUUCGACUUUUUUUUGUUGCGCGGACGGGAGCCGCUCGGGAGGGUUUUGAGAGUCUCGGCGGUUUCGGGUCGGAAGCGCAGAAAACCCUCCGCGCGGGUCCGCGGAUUACGCAGCGGAGGCGCACGGGGGAGGCUCGCACGGGACUGACAUGGGGGAGGAAUAGUUUGGCGAAGGACAACCGCUUCGGACCCCGGCCGGACGUCAUGGAGGAGAGCUGGAAAAACGGCUUCGAAGAGGAGCUCCUCUGCCCCAUCUGUCUCAACGUCUUCGACGAGCCGAUCCAGCUGCCGUGCAAGCACAACUUCUGCCAGGGCUGCAUCUCGGAGGCCUGGGCCAAAGACGCCGCGGCCGUGCGCUGCCCGGAGUGCAACCGCGACUACAGCCAGAAGCCCGCCCCGGAGAAGAACCUCAAGCUCGCCAACAUCGUGGAGCGCUUCAACGCGCUCAACACCGAGAAGGCCCCCGCCGUGCUGCACUGCGUCCUGUGCCGGCGGGGCCCCCCGCUGCCGGUGCACAAAGUUUGUCUGCGGUGCAAAGAGCCCUGCUGUCAGUCUCACGUCCAGACUCACCUGCAGCAGCCCUGCCCGGCUCCGGGACACCUGCUGGUGGACGUCGACGAGCUGAGGGCCUGGAGCUGCCCGCGGCACGAAGAGUACAGGCUCUUCCACUGCGAGGACGAGCAGGUGGCCGUCUGCCAGUUCUGCUGCAUCUCUCGCUGUGCCGGCCAGAGGCACACGGUCCGCGACGUGGACGUACAGCGCGCACAGAUGCAGAAACUGUUGAUGAGGCAACAGGAAAGACUGGACGGACGUGUUCAGAACAUCGAUGAGCAGCUCGGCAAACUGGAGUCAGACAAGUCCCUGGUGGAGGAUGCCGUGUGCGAGCUGAAGGAGCGGGUGAGAGCUCAGUACCGGCGCAUGCAGGCCCUGCUGGACGAGGACCUGAGCGAAACCUUGCAGCUGCUGGAAAACGCCAAUAGCGAGUAUAGGCAGAAGAAUUCCCAGCAGGCACUGCAGCUUAAGGAGAGACGACAAGAAGCGGACAAAUUCCUGAGCUCGGCGCAGAUGUUUCACCACCGAGCGGAGAACAUUAACUUCAUGAAGAACACGAAGCCUUACCAGCUGCUGGUGGACAGGUCAAAGUGGUUCCUUGGCAGUGUGCUCCCCGACCACAAAGUGGGCCAACUCAACUCCCACCUCCUCCUGUCGGAGCUCACCAAGAGAGAACAGAACCUGCGCAAAGUUCUUGAAGAACCGCUCAGCGGCUCGUCCAUUCUUCAGACCGUCCCGUGUCAGAACGGCGGCGUUGGCUCCGCUGUGGUGGCGGUCGCAAGACCCGAGAAAAGAAGACACGCCGCCGUUUUCCCGGACGGCAACCCAGGCACCUCCGCCUCCCAGGAUCCUCCGCUGAUGGCCUCUGGUAGCAAGCGGCCUUUCCUCGGCGACCACAGCCAUCGCACCUCCUCCUUGUAUCCCUCGGAGGGCCUCUCCCAGACUCCUCACUCGGGCCCCGGUCCCAGCCGGAUGCUGGACGGCCCGGCCCAGCGUAUGAUGGGUCUGGGGUCAGGCUCCGGCCACAACUCAGGGACUAUGUUUCCGCCCUCGCAUUACGCGGGCGGAGGCCCCUCGCAGCAGGCCAUGCUCCCUCAGUACGGCGGGAGGAAAAUCCUCAUGUGCUCCCUGGACAACUGCUGCUGCUCCCGGGUCCCGGCAGGCAGCCGGCCCUCGUACCCGGCGUCGGACUCCUUCCCGUGGCUGGGUUCUCAGGAGUACCCCUCCCACCCGCCGCUGUCCGCCGGCCAGCAGGGUCUGUCCAUGCGGGACUGGAUGGACACGUCACAAACGCCCCGGCACCCGGACUUUUACGGCCUGUACGGACAGUCCCCGGCCAAGCAUUACGUCACCAGUUAACUCGGGGGGGGCAAGCCACAGCGGACGCUCCCCUCGCCGUUUAGCUCCCGUCCUUCGGGUUCUGGGUUCCUUUUCCCUUUUUGGUUUGUUGUCUUUUCCAAGUUUGUGUUUCCUAUUUCUGCAAUCCCCUCCCUCCCUCUUCCCGCCGCCGUUCACGUUCCGGCUGCCCACAGAGGGAACGUUAUUUUAACGGUCUCUUCCCGCUAUUUUUAGGAAAACACCCUAUUUACCGCGGUUACACCCGUCAUCGCCGUGUUAGGACAAUAAGGACAGGGCGCCGUGUGGUUCAUCCAUGUAUAAAAUGCUGUUAUUAUUGUUCUGCCGGGUGGCCCGGCGCUCCGCUGGUGGUCUGGUGGGAACCGGGCUCCGCUAGUUAAAUAACUUGAGGGGAUCCGAGCCGCGGACCUUCCCCGGCGUCUGUUAGCAGAGGUUAAACAACCAUCCCUGCCGCAGUAACGACGAGUUUAUAUGCAAAAAAAAAAAAUAAUUGUUUUAAAAGUACUUGCCGUUUCCUGUCCCGUUUUGAUUGGACGGGAGGCGUAAUCAUCAACACGCAGUCUUAAAUCCAUCCACGCGGGUGCGGCGAGACAUCGUCCUCCGUCCAAGAGCCUGGACCUGGACUCCAGAGACGUCAGUGCCUCCAAGACUGUCGACUUGCUCUUAUCGUGCUUCUCGGAAGUUCCUAACUCGGGAUUUCCUGUUUUGUGGCUGAAAGCGUGCAGGAAACCUCCACAUGCACUUCAGAAGUCCACGUGGCUUCGAAAGACACUGGACUACCAACGCCUGUCAGGUUUUAGAACGGCUCUUUUUUUUUUACACAACACUACGAGUAGACCAAAACCGCUGUACAUACUCAAUAAAACCAGUGUAUCGUAUGGUAUUGCGUUGUGUCUCCUUGUCUGCGAGGAGCCUGGUGGGGGUUUUAUCCCACGUCCCGGCGCCUAUUUCAAACCACAUGACGUGUUGUUUUGAACCCUCUUGCCUACGUUUGGAUAUCCUUUUACACAAGGAGGGAGGGGGG